UUAUUUUUUUUAAAUGGACACAUUUUGUCCAUUUCAGAUAUUUAUAUGAAAUGGACCCAUUUUUUUGGCUUAAUGUGUUUGUGCAUUAAUGCAAAAGACAACGACUGUCCUGCCAGCUAUUUACAUCGUACGUUGCUCGUACGUUGUGUCUAGUGAUCGACCCAGCUUGUCAACACUAACGGAUACAAAAGGAAUCUUUCUCCGAUUUUACUUGGAAAAAAAUAAAUAUUUUGUAUCCAAUUUAAGUUCCUAUAUUUAUCCCCCAUGUUGGUGGAGAAUCGAAUACAGAUUGAAGUUGUAAGUUGUGACUGAUGGCAAUAAACGUGAUCGAGAUAGCCCGAGUCGGCCCGGCAACGGACUCGGAUUCGUUCCGUGACUCGGCCGACUGGCGCACUCUCCCUCUCACGUUCUUCGAUCUAGGGUGGAUAAGAGCUCAUCCCAACAAACGAAUCAUCUUCUACAGACCCCCCAACUCAACUCGCGAGUCCUUCGACUCCGUCAUCCUCCCGAAGCUCAGGCUCUCCCUCUCCGUCGUCCUCCGCCACUACCUUCCCCUGGCCGGCCGGAUCCUGUGGGGUCCACAUGAUCCGAAGCCAAGCAUCAUCAUGCGCGAGAACGAUGCCGUUCCGCUGACUAUUGCCCAGAUCGACGCCGAUUUCUGUCUCCUCUCCGGCAACGGACAACUUCCGGCGGCUGAGUUUCACCACCUGGUUCCCGAGUUAACGGUUUCUGACGACUCAGCUUCCGUACUUUCCCUUCAAAUCACGUUGUUCCCAAGCCAAGGGUUCUCCAUCGGCAUCACGGCUCACCAUGCCGUUCUAGACGGAAGAACGACAAGCGCGUUUAUCAAAUCGUGGGCUCACGUCUGCAGACAAUUUCAAGAACACGAAAACAAUGGCUUCGCUUCGCUGCCGGACGAUCUAACUCCGAGUUUCGAUCGCACGGUCAUCAAUGGCAGGACUGAUAUCGAAGCAAAGAUUUUGAAACGGUUGUCGUCCCUCGUAAAGGACGAAGCCGAAACACGAAGCCUGAAGCUAAUGCCGGCAAGAGAAAUCGGCGGCGACAUGGUCCGUGUCACGCUCGAGCUCACUCGGGAGAACAUAGAGAAACUCCGGGAGCGAGUCAAGAACGAGUCGCUAUCCGCGUCCUCGGCUCACGGACUUCACUUGUCGACGUUCGUUGUCGCGUACGCUUACGUAUGGACGUGCAUGGUGAAGGCGCGUGGAGGCGACGCGCACAGACCGGUCUCCUUCAUGUUCCCAGCCGAUUUCCGACACCGGUUGGAUCCACCGUUGCCGGCGACGUACUUCGGCAACUGCGUGUCCGCAGCCAGCUGCCACGACCAAACCGCAGGGGCAUUUAUGGAAGAGAGAGGUUUUGUCACGGCGGUCAAAGUUCUGAGCGAUUUGGUCAACGGUUUGGGUCAACAAACAGUAGAGGCGAGCGAGGAAGAGUUCACAAAGGCUAUGAAGGCGGUCAAGUCGGGUGCACAAUUCGGGUCGGUUGCCGGGUCGACCCGGUUAGGGUAUUACGGGGCGGAUUUCGGAUGGGGCAAACCGGUUAAGACGGUGGUUGUGUCCAUUGACUGGACCGGAGCGAUCUCAAUGUCCGAGAGGAGGGAUGAGUCCGGUGGGGUGGAGAUUGGGUUAUGCCUGAAGAAUACCGAAAUGGAUAUUUUUGUUUCUUUGUUUAAUAAUGGAUUGACAUAAAAUUGGUCAAUCCAAAUAUUAUUAUUGUGAUCCAAAAUAUUAAUUCUGCUUUCGGUCAAAUAAAUAUGGUUAUUGUAUUACAAGUGGGUCAAUGCUCCAUCUUUCGUUAAUUUCUAUAUUUUCGA
Messenger RNA from Tarenaya hassleriana, 1834 nucleotides. Its product is annotated as phenolic glucoside malonyltransferase 2-like. The transcript has a single exon. The record is from RefSeq and is a predicted model, not a curated record. Bases 312 to 1709 code for a protein of 465 amino acids. NCBI's taxonomy places the organism in Eukaryota, Viridiplantae, Streptophyta, Magnoliopsida, Brassicales, Cleomaceae.